AUGGCCGCAAGCACGGCGCGGUGGCAGCUGCUCGCCGGCGAGGUGAAGCGGCAGGCGUCGGGGUUCCUGCAGGACAAGUACAAGCAGGCGAGGCUGGCGCUGGGCGACGUCACGCCGGCAGAGCUGCUGGUUCAGGAUGCCACCAACAACGAUCCCUGCGUCCCCGACGCCAAGACGCUGGCCUGCAUCGCCGACGCCGCCUUCGACAUGGACGACUGCUGGAGGAUCGCCAAGGUGCUGCACCAGCGCCUCAGCCACGCCGCCGACUGGAAGGAGUGGCGCCCCGUCUACAAGGCGCUCGUCGUCCUCGAGUUCCUCCUCACGCACGGCCCCGACGACCUACCCCGCGACUUCCUGCCCGACAUGCCCGCCAUGCACGACCUCCGGAGCUUCCACUACGUCGACGACAAGGGCUUCGACUGGGGCGCCUGCAUGCAGCGCCGGACCGACAGCAUCCUCGCCCUGCUCACCGACGCCCACCGCCUCAGGGACGCGCGCCGCAGGGCCUCCGCCCACAACAACGGCUUCCUCGCCAGCCCGACCUCCUCCUCCUCCCCGUCCUCCGCCUCCUCCUCCAACUCCGCCUCCUCCCGCACCUGGUCCUUCAGCGGCGGCUCCUCCCACUACUCCGACAGCCCCACCAUGUGCCUCACCUGCGCCUACGACACCGGCUACCGCCACGACAAGAAGUGCGACGCAUACACGGCCGACGACGACGACGACUCCAACAAGACGACCCUCACCAAGUGGCCACCGCCCACGGUAGACGAAGCAGUACCAGACGCCGCCGCCGAGGACCUCGUCGCCGACGACGCCUCCUGGGACGCCCACAGCCACCACAUGGGAGUGGGAGUGGACGAGAUAAGCAGCAGCAGGUACAGGUUGCUCGCCUCCUUGGGCAGCAGGGCGUCCGGCUUCCAGAGCCUGUCGCAACCCGAGCAACGAAGGACAACCACCAAGAGGCUGCAGCUCCAGAGCCAGGAUUACUGACUUCUUGUUCCAUCCUUCCAUUUUACCCCUAUAUUAAGAUAAGAUCCUAUGUCCUAUAUAUAAAACUUUGUCAUUUGA
Setaria italica (foxtail millet) is the source of this 1068-nucleotide messenger RNA. Its product is annotated as clathrin interactor EPSIN 1. The coding region runs from base 1 to 990 and encodes 329 amino acids. The record is from RefSeq and is a predicted model, not a curated record. Gene Ontology annotation, molecular function: clathrin binding; phospholipid binding. Gene Ontology annotation, cellular component: plasma membrane; endosome; clathrin vesicle coat. NCBI's taxonomy places the organism in Eukaryota, Viridiplantae, Streptophyta, Magnoliopsida, Poales, Poaceae. Gene Ontology annotation, biological process: endocytosis. The transcript is spliced from 2 exons.